Periconia digitata is the source of this 2766-nucleotide messenger RNA. Lineage: Eukaryota; Fungi; Ascomycota; Dothideomycetes; Pleosporales; Periconiaceae. The record is from the annotation of a GenBank genome assembly.
CUUCUCACAACAUAUCUUGCUCCAUUGUGACCAUUCACUACUCAUUCUAUUCCCGCAAUUCAGAUACCAUGAGAGAUACCCUUUUUCACCAAUCCCCACUAUGGUUGGGAAUCUCAGGACUUCUUAUCAUCCUUCUUGCUUUCCGCACUGUCUGGCUACGUGUUUCCAACUCAAAGACACGAUCCUCCAUUUCCGUUCCAGCACCUCGCAAAGAGCUGCAAUCUGAGUUUUCAGUGGAUAGUUAUGAUCAGAUUGAUCCUUUGGAGGAGUUUGAUUUGGACAAUGAAGAACCUCUGAAGAUAAGACCGUUUAAAGACAAGUAUUAUCUGACUAUGGGAAUCGAGAACAUCGCCGCCAAUGAUCUUAUAGUCAUGGACAAAACUUACCUUGCACGCAUCAACCUCCGAAAACACCUCAUCAACACCCACACGUCCGAUGUCCUGGCCUACAACCCAAUCAUCACCCCCGCAGUAACAGAGUACUACACUUACCUCCUCACAAUCUACCUCCCACGGCGCUUCCCAACAAUCUACACCCUCCACCCCACCACUCUCUUCAACACCACCACAAACACUCACAUCCCGCUAACCCCGCCCUCAACGGCUGCCGCGCUCCGCAUUCUCGGCGAGAACAUCGACACAGAUUUCCUGUUCCUCCUCCCUACUCCUCUCCCUCCUUCGUCCGGGAAAGAAGGGUCCAAGUACACACUCCAGGGCUUCAUAACAUGCUUCCCAUCCGGCUUCGCCACUCUCUCGAAACUCAAUCUCUCCCUCGCAGACAUCCACGCCCCUGUCCCGGGGUACGCGGAGAAACUGGAGCGCAGCAUGGAUAAGUUCUUUGCGGCGUUGCCUGCGGGGAGGAUCGUCCGGCGGUGCAAUUGGGGCGUUACUACCGAUGAUCGCUUGUUCGCCAUGAGCGGCAAUCAUAUGAGCGAGGACGAGCUUCGGGAUAGACGCACUCACAAUGGAAAAGAAGAAGAGGAAGAGGAAGAGGAGGUGUUUGACGUAAAGGACUGCGUGCUGAGGAUCGAGCGCCAGACUUUACACAGAUUACCACGGACUGGCGCUGUCGUGUUUGCGUUUAAAACGUAUCAGUAUCCCCUUGGGGAUAUAGUGGACGAGGGGAAUGGCGAGGCGCUGGCGAAGGCGAUUGAGGGGUUGGGCGAGGGUAAUGUUCCUGGGAUGAAAGUUUAUAAAAGGGAGGUUGUUUGGGGGGAGAGGGUUAAGAGGUUUUUGAGGGGGGAAGCGGGAGGCGAGUGAUUUUUUGCCACAGAAGGGGAAGUUUUUGAUGGGGAAGCUUUCUCGCUCUUCGGUUCUCGCUUUCUCUCUUUUUUAUGUUUUUUUGGAAGGGUGGUGUAUCAACUGCGUAAUUAGAACGCGGAAGAGGCGGCAGUGUGUUCUACAUAUUCCCCUCUCUUCUCGCCCCUCCUUGAGAGUGGAUCCGCAGUUAGAAAAUACCUAGGUACAUACAAAUAUCCCUCCCUACUCAUCUCCCAAACCCCAUCUUAAUGUUCGCACAGCAUACAUCGAAAUUAGUGAGAUCAGGAGGAUGGUAGGGCAAGGCGGACGGGUUGAUGGAAGUGGGAAGCCUUGUGAGAACUCUGCUCUUGUGUAGCGGAAGUUCUUCAACCACCUCAACACCACGCAUAUUUUCAAUCUGUACAUCUCCGCUGGUUCGUCGGCAUCAAAUGCGCAGUCCAUACAUCCAAAUUUCCCACACCUCAUGAUCAACACCCCAACAGCAGUACCGAUGGGGCAUCCAGAUACCUUACACGCUAUACCAAAACCAGCGCAACAGAUCAACGCGGAUUACAAUAACGUAUUCUUCUUCGUUCAUUCAUUUGUAUACGACUGGUCUGACCCACUUAAGUAAGUGUCUGUGUCCCUGCACUAAGAUGUGACAGGGCUAUUUGUACACGGAGGUAUGUAUGUAUACCCUGGUUUAUAUACAUACUGUGGUUCUAUAUGAGAUUUGUUUUGUAUACAUGUAUCAUGACGAGAUCAGAAAUGUGGGCGAUGGAUCUACAAAACCUGAUUUUGGUAAUCUCCCAUCUUAAUAUCUUAGGAACCCCACCCCUCCCUCCCCCUGGAAAAUCUUGUCAAGUGUUGAUGGUAUAUCCCUCCUUCUCCUCCAGCAUACCAAAAAAGGGGAAGAAAAAACGUCAUAUAUAAAGAAGACUACGAUUUGUUCUCCAUACAGUUAAACCCGCAAACAGUAUUCCACGCAGCAAGCUAUCUAGGACAAUCAAUUUUUACCAAUCUUUCCCUACUAGCUGAGGCCUCUUCCCCCUCCCCAAUAUAUAAAGUCUUCUCUAUUUAAUCCCUUGGUUUGAUUUUUCAGGAAGAUACUGCAUGCUAGUCUGCUCCCAGCCAGUUCACGAAACAGAUUCCCCACUCCCCUCUGCAUUCUAAACCCCCCAACGCCAAACAUAUCAAUCAGAGUCUAAGCGUACAUCCCGAGUCGCCAACUCGAGAAAACAUGAUUCCAGGUAAACGACUGACGUGAAGCGUUCUCUUAUCGUAGAGAAAAAAAAAGUGGAGACAUAACGCACUUCUCUCUUCCCUUCUCCCACCCAUCAUCCAUCUCUCUUCUUCAUCACAUGUCACUUUACUCACCCCCGCCUCCCUAUUCCUUAUUUAUAUAGUAUUCACGACUAAAAAAAUAAUGGAAGAAUCAACUAAUAAAAAGUUACGCGUUCUCGUGUAUGUGUGUGUGUCGGUCCCAACACAGCCUAGCCCAACCAACAACCCACAACAGCAAAAACCC